AUGGGACUUUUCAGUAGUAAUAAAAUUGAUACUCCACCUGAUAAAAACAAAAGACAAAUUUGUUGGGAUAGUAGAGAUAAAUUUUUCCAAUGUUUAACUACCAAUAAUAUUGAUAAUUCAUUAGAUCCAAAACAAAGGGAUAAUGUCGAACUUAAUUGUGGAGAGUUAAGAAAUGAUUUUAAAAACAAAUGUGUGGCUUCAUGGUUUAAAUAUUUCCAAGAAAAAAGAUAUAAUGAUAUUCAAAGAGAAAGGUAUAUCAGGAAAUUAGAAGCUGAAGGAGCUCAAGAAUUGCCUUUCAAAUUAGCUCCACCAAAAAAGAAUUAA
This is a messenger RNA of Yamadazyma jaroonii, 324 nucleotides long. The record is from the annotation of a GenBank genome assembly. NCBI's taxonomy places the organism in Eukaryota, Fungi, Ascomycota, Pichiomycetes, Serinales, Debaryomycetaceae.